AUGAAAGAAACUCCAGUAUCAAAAAAGAAAAAUUUUAUAUUAUCUCUUGUAAUUUUAUUUGGCGAAAGUUUAACAAUCGUAAAUGGUGCUUAUGUACCAAAUAAAAUACGUUCACAGGCAAAAAAAUAUCCCGAAAUUGCUAAAAAACUUAUUAACGCAGGUUGGAUUGCUCAAUACCCUUGUCCUAACCAAAACGAGUUUGAAUCAUUAAUGAAUCAAUACGAAAUAGAAAAUAACGAUGUUACAUUCACAGAACUUGAUAUAUCUAAUCAGUCAAACGAUUUUGAGUUCGAAGAAGAAGAAAUUGAAGAAUUUGAUACGGAUAAAGUACUACAAGAAUACAUACUAAUGGAGCAGAAGGUAUUUUUAAAGACUUUAGAACAGGCUGAAGAUUUUUUGGAAAAUGAAAUGAAAGACAUUCCUAUUCAGGAUAACAUUUUCACUGAAGACAGUAUAAGGAUGUCGAAAUCAGCGAAAAAUAUGAAUGGAAACUUGUCAGAUAAUAAUGAAGUCUCAUUUCGAGAUAAAAUACAACUUAUUCUUGCAUCAUAUGGUCAUGAAGUUGACCAAAAUAAGACGUCACGUUCAAUUCUAGAAAUUGUUGAAGAUUUGCUUAAAAUGCGGGAAGCUAUCAAUAGAGUUAAACAAAAUCAGACUGAAAGCCAAGAAAAGAGUGAAGAUACUGAUACGAAAGAUACUAAUGAACAAAAUAUUUAUGAAGAUGACAAAGCAAUCAAAAGUACAGCCACGGACUUACCAAAAGACAUUGAUCAGAUCUUGAAAGAUGAAAAUAGCGAUGAAUUUGAUUUUGGUUAUGAUAAUGAAGAAGAAGACUAUUUGCGGAACUCAGAAUUUGAUUCUGAUGGUGAAGAAUCAGAACCACCACUAACUGAAGAGGAGUUAGCACUUGCAAAUCAGGAGAUUAAAAAAUAUGAGCUUAAAUAA
Trichomonas vaginalis G3 is the source of this 945-nucleotide messenger RNA. RefSeq lists its product as uncharacterized. The record is from RefSeq and is a predicted model, not a curated record. The coding region runs from base 1 to 945 and encodes 314 amino acids. Lineage: Eukaryota; Parabasalia; Trichomonadida; Trichomonadidae. The transcript has a single exon.